AGAAGGAAAGAGGAGCUAAGGAAAAGACAGAUGCUAUAGCUGGUCUUUUUGCCUACUGACGCCUGAGCUGGGCUCAUCUCUGCGUGUGUGUGACGUGCAUGGGGGUAUGUGUGUGUGCUUGUGACGGCAGCCGCGGCGGGAGCAGCAGCAGCAGGGGAGGACGGAUCAAAGAGAUUGUAGGACACGAUGCAUUUAGCUGCCUAACGUCUCUGCGCACACACCCCAGCUGGCUAAACGAGAACACAUUCAUACUACGCGCAUCCUCACGCAGCCCACCCCACACACACACCACGCGUGUGUGGGGACAGUACAGAUGAGGCAACCACCAAAGGGAGGUGUGGAUCUUUCCAGAAGCGUUUGGUAGGGGGAGAAGACAGCCUCGGUGGCCGUAGCCCAGCAGGAGCGGUCGUAGGUGGGGAAGGGUCAAACCGCCGACCAUUACCUUCAGUUUUCUUCAGAGCUCUAGAAACGCCAAAAGAUGGACACGUCCUUCAUCUUUCUCUUCCUCACGCCAGUGUGUGUUUCCUCCGUGCUGCGUUGCUGUCGCCGGGCUUGUCUCUCAGCCGCAGGGGGGUUCGAUAUCGUGCGGUGUUGAGAAACGCACACACAGAACACACCUGGAGAUCAGCUGUUCCGGGAGAGAAGAUUCACUGAUACCGCAGUCUCUCUGCUGUGCUGAAGGAUGGAUUCAGGGGAGGACGAGUGCACACAUUUCCUGCAGUACGUGGAGGACAGCGGUCUGAGGGCGUAUGACGAGCUGGUUAUCCAGAACGCCUCUGACAUCGCCCGAGAGAGCGACCGCGUCCGUAACCACGCACAGUGGACAUACCUACAGGAGAAAAACCAGAAGAAGAGACGGCAGGAGGAAGCUAUCAAGAGGAUUGGCGAGGAUGUGGCCCGUGUGACGGAGGGAGGGGGACACGCAGGCAAACACUUUCGUAUGGGCUUCAUGACGAUGCCAGCCCCUCAGGACCGCGGCCCUCCCCCCUGUGGGCCAGGCUUCACCGUCCGCUCACAGUCUCUGCACUCAGUGGGAGGGGGAGAAGAGGAGGGGAGUCCCACCUCGAGAAAACAGCCCCCGCCCAAACCCAGACGAGAUCCCAACACCAAACUCAGCACCUCCUCUGAGACCGUCAACACUGGGCUCAGCACGGGGAAGAGCGGGAAGGAAACAGACAAAUGUGACGCAUCUAAAUCCCGCCCCUGCAGUGAGGAGUACCGUCGCAUGCCUCCACCCAAACCCAAACGUAACCCCAACACCCAACUCAGCACAUCCUUUGACGAGUCUUACAUCCAAAACCAUGGCAGCAAGGCUAAGUCCGCCUCUCUGCCGCGGCAACACAAAAAGAAGUCUGCAUCACAAAAUCAAAGCCCCGCCCCUGACACCGACGAUGAGACGGAGCCUGUUUAUAUAGAGAUGGUGGGGAACAUCUUACGAGACUUCAGUCGAAUUGCCGGCGCUAAUGGCGAUGAAGAGGACGACCAAGGUGAAAGUGUGUACGAGGAGAUGAAAUACCCUGCCUUCGAUGAUUUACCUUCAUCUUUAGACCAUGCUCAGUCACGAUGGGAGCAGUGUCCCACUUCUAUGGUGCCAGAAGUCGAACUUACACGACCCACCACUCCACGUGGUUCGCUGUGUGACAUUCCCUCCCCAUUCCCGAAUCUGCUUUCCCAUCGGCCUCCUCUACUAGUAUUCCCACCUGCACCAGCCCAAUGUUCCCCCAACUCUGACGAAUCCCCUCUUACUCCAUUGGAUGUCACCAAACUUCCCAUGUUGGACAAGGUCGGGUAUGGGAAACCUGGUGCAUCCCCAACUAGCGCCGACCCUGGACCACAGCUGGAGCCGCAGCAGGUGUCUGGUAAACACCACCACCACCACCAUCAUCAUCAUCAUCAUCAUAAGAAGAAAUCAGCAGAGACUAAGGAGCAGCAAACAAUCACAGCAUCAGGACGGUCCUCUGCUCCACCCCUGCCAUCUGCGCUGUAUAAAAGCGGCGGGUCAUCUGCUGCGCAUGGCUACCCAAGGAGCCACUCCGCCUGCCCGUCCCCUGUCAGUAUGGGUCGUGCAUUAACGCCACUCACCCUGAAGCGCCCCCCGCCGUAUGACGCUCUCAUGACCGGGACGAUUCCUCGCAGUGCAUCUGGGGUUCAGCAUGGAUCACGUGAGAGCGGGCGGCUCUCGAAUUCCUCCAGUGUGCACGGAGGGUCCAUGCAAAACGUCUCCACUGCGUCAGGCUCAAGCUCAGGGUCGGGAGGUCGAGGCAGUCGUACGCCAACCAGUCCUUUGGAUGAGCUCAGCAACUUGUUCUCUUCCGGACGGAACAUGCUGAAGAAAGGUUCUGGAAGCCGCAAGAGUAAGGAGUCAGCGGAUGGUGAAAGUAAAGGGAGAAGUGACAGUAGGGACAGAGCCCUUCGUAGCUCUUCUCCAAAAUCACAGGAUUGGGAAACGCCCACAGGACAAUCAGCCACGCCCACAGCCACGCCCAGUCGGCUUGGCCGCUCCUCCAUCAGCCCGACCACCAUGCUCGGAGAAACAAAAGCGGGGUGUAAACUCGGACGCUCUGCAUCCACAUCAGGAGUCCCGUCCCCUGUGGGAACGCCCCAAAGACACGCCUCCGACACCUCCGCCCAUCCGUGCGGGACCCCGUUCCAGAUGCCCCCAAUGCCCUGGGCAUGUGGGGACAGCACCAUGAUGGAGAUGAUCGAGAAGAAACGUCACCUGUGCAAGGAGAUAAAAGCCAGACAGAGACCUUCAGACAAAGCCCUGUGCAAACAGGACAGCAUGCCCAUCCUGCCCAGCUGGAAGAAGACCAAUGGGGGCAAGAAAUACGGGCCCCCUCCGUACUCCACCCAAACCACUGUCUUCUGGGACACUGCUAUAUAAAGAGUGACCAGUGAACUACAGCCAUGGAGACUGAGGGGGGCGUGUCCAAAUACUGAUUGACAGCUAACAGGAAGCGGGACUGAGUGAAAUGCACAGUGAUGGAUUCUCGAAACUCCCUGGUUUCCUAUCGCUGUUAAUAUUUGAUAUUUUUAUAUUGAAGAUAAUGGUCUUAAUAUAAAAUAUGAUUAGCGGUUUUAUAAAGAGGAACUCUCGAAAUGAGAUCUUUCAGUGAAAACAGUACACAGUACACUCGAAAUGGUAUUUCUAUUUAUUUUCUAUCUUUUUUGGGGGUGUUUCUAUAUGUGGCACUCAUCUGUGUGUCUGGGGAAAUAAUCUAUAAUGUGUGGUGAAAUAUGUGCAGUAAUUCCAUUGAGAAAACACGUUGUUUUUGAUGCCUAUGCAUUUGGUUUUAUGGCAUGGACGGCGCUUUUGUUCAUUGUCUGUUUUUCCUAUGGAGAGUUUAUUUGAAAAUGCUAUAUUUUUUGGUGGUUGUAUUUUUAAAUGUUGGAUCGUGAGGUGUCAGGUUGUCGUUCCUUUGACUUCUGGGUUGGACUUGAAGGCGAUCGGCUGGAUUUUGAGACAUCAGGUCAGAUUGGAUUAUGAGAUAACUGGGUUAUUAAAGUAAAUCUCGGGCAGUUGGUCAGAUAUUGAGUGUACGGUCAGAUAAACCGCAAGGGCACUUUCUGUUUUGCGAGGUCAGCUGGUGCAUUCAAUUUGUGAGCAACUCACAAACACACACUAAUAUCAGCUGCUUGAUCGCCUAACAUUUGGUGCUUUUCAACUACUUUAUUGAAUGUUCAACCUUAAUAGCUACAUGACAGUCAUACGCAUAAUACAACUGGUACAAAAUUAUCAUGGGCGGUUCAGAAGGAUUGCACAUGGUCAGGGAUUGGAUGAUGAAAAUUCAUAAAUCUUGUCCUCUGCCAUGUCAGAUAGUAUCUUGAAUACUGACACCGUCCUUUUAUGAAGCACUAUGCAGACAUACUGUCAGUUUACAUGCUCAUAUAUCACUACGACAUCAGUCAAGGGCAGGCAAUAUCAUACUGAAAAGGCUCAGAAAAAAAGACCAGGCCAUCAUUUACUCUGAUCAGAUGCUGUUCAUCAAGGCUUCAUCCAUAGCUUUACCAUGCACUCAAAGAGCCAUGCUGGUGCAUUCAAGCACAUCUGAAUAUAUGUGAACUAGUUAUCAUAAGAGUUUGCGCACUAGCAAGUCAAGCACCGUUUUAACAUGGCAGGAGAUUAAAUGCCUUUCUCUGUGUAUGUCUGGAAUCAGAUCAAACAAUUUGGGGCAAGAAACAUACUAAAUGCAAGUACACACACAAAUGCGUUGCUAACACUGGAAGUGAUUGGUUUCUUAAAGGGGAAGCUCACCCAAAAAUGAAAAUUCUGUCAUAAUUUAGUAACUCUUAAGUUGUUCCAAACCUAUAUGAGUUUCUUUCAUCUGCUGAGCACAAAAAAAAUAUAUUUAGAAGAAUGUUGGUAACCAAACAGUUGAAGGUAACCACUGACUUCCACAUAAGAAAAAUGUGGAAAAUAACAUUUUCCACCUAAACAUAAGAUUUUUGAAUUUCAAAUUUUUUUUUAAUGGGUUUUUGGUUAAAUGCCUGAAAUACCGUCUGUGAUUAACACAAGCUCAAGAGUUUUGUACUAAGACAUUAAAUACAGUAAUUCCCCACUAGUGAUUAUUUUUUAAAGAUUUUACGUGUCUUGAAUAAGGUGAUUGCUAACAACUAGCAGGAAAACUCACCUACUCACUUGUCCGUUUCUACAGCCUUGUUGUGUUUUAAACUCUUGCAAACUUUUCCAACCAAAACCUAAACUUAAAAGAGACCUGACCACAGAAUAGGACUGCUGAGAACAAUGUCUUCUUUCAUUAUUAAUUGUGAUGAAUUUCACUUCUCAAUAAUGUGAGAAAUCAACCAUUGUGUUCAUGUACUUGCAUUGAGUAUGUCUUGGGCCCAAAAGAGAUUCACACAAAAUAGAGAAUUACUGUAUGUCAUCAUUUACUGAAAACUCAUGUCAUUCCAAACCUGUAUGACUUCUUUCUUUUGUCUAAACAAUGAAAAACUCAAUUAGAUCGAAUGUUGUUUUGGACUUCCCGGACUUUGACUGCACAGUUGAAGCAAUUAAUUAAAAAAUAUUUUUCUGCAUCACCAUAGAUGGAAGAAAGUCACACACAUUUGGAACGAAAAAAAAAAUGAGAAUGUCAGAAUUGACAUUUUUAGCUCAACUAUCCCUUUAACAUACCGGAGGGUCUAGAAAACAGAAUGUGGAUGGUUUGAGAGACGGACUGGAUUCACAGUGCCCUUUUAAAUUCAUUCGAUGUGGAAUAGCCAAUGAGCAAUGGUGAUGUUGUCAUUUAGCAAUCGGCUGGCUUUGCCGUCAGUAAUUGAAGGACCAAUACAGAUGUUUAUCUGCCAAUUAAAAAUGGCAAUUUUUGCCAUGGAGACACUGUGCUCUGUAGUUCUUUGCACUGCUGUGGGCGGGGCUGUGAUGUCAUGCAGAAGUUCUGAUUGAUGUCUGUUCAGGUGUGAUCAAGCCACACCCCUAAAGAUGGGGCCGGUUGUCUGAAGCCCCUCCCCUCACUGCCAUCCCCAUCACACAAUCCAAAUCUUCUUAUUUAAAACACAUGAAACCGACACAGAGACACUCGUCAAUGUAAAUCAUGUACACAUGCACAUAAAAUACAGGCACUUUUCAAAAAUUGUAUCUGCACAUGCUCACAUACACAUGUACAAAGCUGGCAUCCAAGUAAAAAGCAUUGCCUUGGAGACCUGGGUUCACUGUGACUUAAAAAAAGACUUUAGGGAGGGGCUUAAAGGUCAGUAGAAUGAUGUCAUAUAGGUUUGCAAUGAAAUGAAGGUAGAACAAAUCCUACUAACAUAACUAGACAUUGCAAUGAAAACACACAAAAAUUUAGUAGUUAGUGGGGAAAGGUUAAAGACCAAAAUCAGAGGGGUGCCUCAGUUCUGCAGACCCCCGGAGAUGCAGUACCAUAAUUUACCAGUAGAUGGCAGUAACAGUAUAGUGUUCUUCAUAUGCAGUGCAUUCCAGUUUACUGUGCUUCAAAUAAGUACUUUUGAAUUUAUUACAUUAACACACUGUGUAUUACAUUAACAUUAUAGGAACAGUUGACCCAGAAAAUGAAAAUGUACUCACCCUCAAGUGUAUCUACAUAAGGUGUAGAUGUGCUUGUUUCUUCAUCAGAACAGAUGGACUGAUGGACUUUUUCACUGAAAAAACAAAAACAAAUCAGGGAUUAUGGACGAAUAUUUUGGCUUGAAGUGUUAGUUUCAUGUAAAAAUGACUAUAGAUUUGUUUCUUACAAACGCCCAGCUUUUCACCUAACAAGAAUUUAAUUGAUGGGCUGGAUUUGUGUGAUGCUUUUAUCAGCUGUUUGGACUCUCUUUCUGACGGCACCCAUUCACAACAGAGGGACCAUCGGUGAGCAGGUGACAUAAUGCUGUAUUUAUCCAAAUCUGUUCUGAUGAAGAAACAAACUCUUGGAUGGCCUGAGGAUCACUAAAUCACACUCAUUUUUUUUUUUUUUUUUGGUGAACUUUUAACGUUUAGCUAAAUUCAUAAAACCUUAAAGCUGACUUGCAAGGGAGUGUGGUCGUAUUAGAAAAAAAGCAUGCAUGGAUGUGUAUUUUGAUGUAUCACCCGAUAACGCUUUCUAGAAUACAAUGUAUAGAACAAAUUGAGAUGCAGACAUAAAAUCCAAAAUUCCAUCAUGUUGUUACAGUUAAUCUAGCCAUGUGUCUUUAUAGUUUCUAAAAGCUAUAAAGAUGAAAAGCCAAAAUGGGAAUUUUCAGGUUUCUGGGGAAAUCUGAAACCAUUCAGAUCUUUGUAUUGCGAGUUUAGAAGAGUUCGAUCUCUCAGUACCAGAUGUAUAUCACUCAACACAAUGAUUUCCCAGAGUUACAUUCAUGGAACCUGAAACGCAAAUGUUCUUUGAUUCAUUCUGAUUCUAAUGUGAAAUGUCGUGUAACAUCAAAUUUUCUAGAAUACGGGUUUUUGUGGCAUACUUUGAGAAUGCUUCGGGGGUUUGUUCUUUUACCACCUACCACAAAAAGAGCCAAUUUAUCCAGAGUCGUCUGCAGUAAUUUUCCAGUGCACAUAUAUUUUACCCAUACAAAGGGAUCUUCUGAUAUACGAAAUGUUUAGUUUCCUAAAAGUUUGAGAAAAAAGAAAUAGUGAAAAAAAUGGGUCAGUAUGUAUACAUCAUAAUUAAAUGAUGAAAUGUAAGAUAAUAUUAAAAUAAAAAAAGUUUAAAUAGUGGUUGACACACAAACACUCUCAUUCACACACAAUCUUUUUGCAGUUUGGGGUUUUUGCAGUGUGUAAAUAUUCUCUAGUUUAAUCAGUGGACGCAUUUGUUGCACUAUGGAAGUGUAACAUAAGCACAGUGGUGUCCAAGUGUGUGUGUGUGUGUGUGUGUGUGUGUGUCUCUUUUGCACUCAAGAGUGUUGCAGUCUUUACCUUUUCUAGUAUUUUUAUUUUAGAAUGUCAAAAAAAGAGUACAAAUGAAAAGAGUAUGCUUAUUGUAUCACUUUUUUUUUAUUAUUAUUUACAGAGUAUGACAAAAAUAAAUACAUAUGUUUUUGCA
Messenger RNA from Carassius gibelio (silver crucian carp), 7493 nucleotides. It is a transcript of the gene nyap2a, whose product is annotated as neuronal tyrosine-phosphorylated phosphoinositide-3-kinase adaptor 2a. NCBI's taxonomy places the organism in Eukaryota, Metazoa, Chordata, Actinopteri, Cypriniformes, Cyprinidae. Gene Ontology annotation, biological process: phosphatidylinositol 3-kinase/protein kinase B signal transduction; neuron projection morphogenesis. The record is from RefSeq and is a predicted model, not a curated record. The transcript has 7 exons. Bases 683 to 2884 code for a protein of 733 amino acids.